AUGGCAAAGCUGUUCCACUUCCACUUCCAAAAGGGUUGGAUGAGUUACCGGGAACAGGAGCCUCCGCUGGAGGAUGAGUCACCAUUCCCAGAUGUCGAGUUGCCAUUGGAAGAUGAAAAGCCAUUGCCAGAUGUCGAAUUACCGGUGGAAGACGAUUCACCACCUGAAGAACCAUUCGUUGAGUCACUACUUGGCGAUCCACUCUCCAAUGAACCACCGCUUGAAGGAAUAGUCAUUGACGAUUCAACAUUCGAGGAGUCAGAGUUUGAAGGAGUGUUGUCGUUGUUGCUCGAAGAAGAUCCGUUGCUCGAAGAAGAAGAGCCGUUGUUCGAAGAAGAGCCGUUGCUCGAAGAAGAGCCGUUGCUCGAAGACGACUGGCUAUUUGAUGAAGAACUACUGUCUGAAGAUGAGUCAGAUUGGCUAUUUGAAGACGAGUCACUGUUUGAUAAAGUGCUGUUGCUAUUCGAUGAUAAUCCGCUGUUCAAUGAAGAACCACUGCUCGAGGAGCCAUUGUUUGAAGAGCCGCUGCCUGAAGAGCCACUGUUUGAAGAGCCGCUGAUAUCAGAAGGGGAGCUGUUUCCACCACUAUCGCUGACGGGAGAGCUGUUCUCUGGCGAAGUGUUGAGGCCUGUGGGUGAAUUUUGA
This is a messenger RNA of Bacidia gigantensis, 645 nucleotides long. RefSeq lists its product as uncharacterized. The record is from RefSeq and is a predicted model, not a curated record. NCBI's taxonomy places the organism in Eukaryota, Fungi, Ascomycota, Lecanoromycetes, Lecanorales, Ramalinaceae. The coding region runs from base 1 to 645 and encodes 214 amino acids. The transcript is spliced from 2 exons.